Molecule: messenger RNA, 2107 nt
Organism: Camelina sativa (false flax)
Lineage: Eukaryota; Viridiplantae; Streptophyta; Magnoliopsida; Brassicales; Brassicaceae
Source: RefSeq, a predicted model, not a curated record
CGUGAGGCACAAUACAGACUCUUCUUCACUCUUAUGGCUAUAGCCUCUUCUUCUUCUUCUCCUUCAACUUCUUCUUUUGCUUUUUUUUCUUAGAUUUUCAUAGCUUUGAGAUUUUAUCGAGUUUGAGAGAGCUUUUGAGGGUUUCUCUUCUUCAGUACUAAGUUAGUGUGUGUUUUUACAUACAGGAGAAGCUUUGCUAGCCCUAGUGUAAAUCAGCUGGAUAGAUCUGUUUCAGCUUUGAUCUGAGCUUGGUGUUUUGUGUGGAUUUAAGCUUCAAAGGCGAUGGACCUAUUACGAGGUAGCAAAACCAACUGUAAAUUCUCACUUGGGAGACCGAGAUUUGGAUCUAUCAAGGUUAAAAUCCCAAGGAUUCAACAUGAGGAAGGUAAAGGGGUAGAAGAAGAUGAUGAAGCUAAAAACAUCGGUCUCGAGGAAGAAGAAGAUGAUCAUGAAGCUAAGAGUAUGGAUCUAGAGGAAGGUGACGUGGAAGAAGAAGAAGAGGAAGAAGAUGAAGAGAAGAAGAAGCAUCAUGUAUGUAGUGAAUGUGGUAAAAGGUUUAGCUCAGGUAAAGCUUUAGGAGGUCACAAACGGAUUCAUGCGCAGUACUCAAUGGUGCAGAGACCAAAGAUGGUGUCUGGUAUGGUUGGUAGAUCUGAAAGAGGUGAGUUAGAAGUGGCUUGUUGUGUUUGUUACAAGAAGUUUACAUCAAUGAAGGCUUUGUAUGGACACAUGAGGUAUCAUCCAGACAGAGGGUGGAAAGGAGUUUUGCCUCCUCCUCCUCCUCCUCCUCUUCCUCAUCCACUUGGUAACUCUUCGUCUUCUACACUCUCUAUUGAUGAUCAUGAUGAUGAGUUCAUAAGCUCGGAUUAUGAUGAUGAUGAUAAUGAUUUUGAUGAUGAUGAUGAUGAUGAGAACUCGGAGCUAUGGGAUAACAAUUUGGAAUCUGAAAACGUUGUUGACCUUAAGGAAUCGUUUAAAGGAUGGUCUACUAAAGGAAAGAGAGGAAGGAGAAGUGAUUUGAAGGUUGAUGAAUCUGAUUUGAAGGAUCAACCACAGGAAGAUAUGAAUGAUGCUAAUAACCUAUUGUUCUUAGCUACUACUGCAGAAGAAGCUGCUAAUCUUAAUGUAGCAGAGACUUAUAAUUCGCAUUCGGUUGAAGAGAAAGAUCUGGAAAUGGUUAAGAAGAGGAAGAAGAAGAAGAAAAGUUUGUCUGAGAUGGAGAAAGAGUCAUCAUCUACUCAUCAUGAUCAUCAUCAGCUUGCGGUUGUUGCUGCUGCAGCUGAGGAAGGUGGUGCUGCUGCUGGUGUACGUGAGAAGCACGUGUGUGUUACUUGCAACAAGUCGUUUUCUUCUUAUCAAGCUUUAGGAGGUCAUAGAGCAAGUCACAACAAGGUCAGGGUAUUGGAGAAUCAUCUAGCUAGGGCAAACGCUGAAGCUUCAUUACUUGGAAUCGAAGCAAUAGUAACCGGUUUAGCUAGUGCUCAGGGAUCAAACACAUCUAUAAGCAGUAGUAACAAUGGAGAUCACAUAUGUAAUAUUUGUCAUAGAAGCUUCCCAACAGGUCAAGCUCUUGGAGGUCACAAGAGAUGUCAUUGGACUGGACCAGUUUCUACUGAGGCUGCAACCGCGGCUCCAACAGCUGCUCCAACUACUGCUCCAGCAGAAGCGUCUUCUAGUCAAGCUCAAGCAACAGAGAUAGUGCAAGAGGUGAAGAAAUUGAAGAGAAGUUUUUUGGAGUUUGACUUGAAUGAGUUGCCACCUCAUGAAGACGAGGAAGAAGAAAGAGUCUAAGAGACGUACAUAUGCAAGCAAAGUAAGCCUUUAACUUGAAAAAAAAAAAACUAUUAAAUUAGGAAGUAUAAUGAUGGUAUAAAGGAGUUGUUGACAUUGUAGUCUUGAAAAAAAAAAACAGAAAGAUAUUUUGAUUUUGGGUUCUUGAAGUACUUUGGUGGUUUGGCUUUUAAUCUAAUUUGGUGGGGUCUUUUGUUAAUUUGAUGAGAGGAUAUUAUAACUCUUUUGUUUUCUUCUCUCAAGCUUUGAUAUUUUUUUGUCUUCUAUCUUUCUGUAUUAUGCUUUUGGAUUCACAUAAAGCAUGAUAGUUUUAAUU